AUGAAGUUUAAGCCACAGAAGUCAAGGAGCCUCUCGCUGCGGAAAGGGGAGAGGAAUGACAGAGUCACCUUCACCAUCGGCGGAGAAGUCAUCCCCCUCAUCGCGGACCAGCCCAUCCGAAGCCUGGGUAGACUCUAUACAUCUGGUCUCUCAGACAAGGACAUGGGGAAAACCAUCCUUCAGCAGCUUUCAGAAGGCCUGUCAAAAAUUGACUCAAGCCAGCUACCUGGAAAGCACAAGGUGUGGUGCUAUCACUUCACCCUGUACCCGAGAGUGAUGUGGCCUCUGAAACUGUGCGAAGUCACCUCAUCAGCCGUAAGCCGGAUGGAGGCAAAAGCCAACUCCUUCAUCCGCAAGUGGCUCGGACUGCCGCGAUGUUUCUCUGCAGCUGGCCUAUAUGGUCGGAACUCACUCCAACUACCGCUGAAAUCCAUCACGCUGGGAUACAGGCAGGAGAAGGCGAGGUUGGUGAUGGAACUAAGGGACUCCUCCGACAGGACAGUGGCAGAAGCAAAUGCCAGAGUUGCAACAGGAAGGAAAUGGAAGGCUGUGGAUGAGGUCCAGAAGGUGAUGGGCAGGCUGCAACACCAGGAAGUUGUGGGCAGGGUCCAGACAGGGCGGGCAGGCCUUGGAUGGACAGACCCUCCCAUUCUGUGGUCCAAGGCAAACAGAAAGGAGAGAAAGGACCUUGUUGUUGCUGAGGUCACCAGAGUGGAACAGGAGGAGCUCAGAGUGAAAUCUGUGGCACAGGGGCAGCAGGGGCGCUGGACGAACUGGGAGGGUGUCACGAACCGAGCAAUGAACUGGGCAGACUUCUGGAAAGUGCCACAAGCUCGACUCAGUUUCCUCAUCAGAGCGACCUAUGACACACUACCUAGCCCCCAAAAUCUCCAUCAGUGGCUUGGAACAGAGCAAUCCUGCGACCUCUGUGGGACCAUCAAUGCCUCCCUCCAGCACGUCCUGUCAGGAUGCAAAACAGCUCUGACACAGGGUCGGUUCACAUGGCGGCAUGACCAAGUUCUCAGGAAAUUGGCAGAGGUGCUGGAGAGAAGUCGCCAGGAGGCCAACAAGCUCAGUCCAUCAAUGAAAGAACACAGGAUCCACUUCCUUAGACAGGGGGAACCUGCAGAACACUCCAGCAAGAGACCACCACCCACCAAGCUGCUAGCACCAGGGGCGGAGUGGAAGAUGGAGGUGGAUCUGGGUAGACGGCUCCAGUUCCCACAGGAGAUCUGCACCACCACCCUAAGACCAGAUGUGGUGCUGUGGUCUGCAGCCACAAAGUCAGUCCUGCUGAUCGAGCUGACAGUGCCAUGGGAGGAGGGACUGGAAGCUGCCUACGAAAGAAAGAUGGCAAAGUAUGCUGACCUGGUUGCGGAGUGCAGGGAAAGUGGGUGGAAAGCGAGGACAUACCCAGUGGAGGUGGGAUCAAGAGGAUUCCUUGGCAGCUCCACGUCUCGCCUACUCAAGGACGUGGGGCUACGGGGAGCCAGAUUGAGUAAAGCCACAAAAGAACUCUCAGAGGAAGCAGAGAAGGCAAGCCACUGGCUCUGGUUGAGACGACAAGACAAGUCUUGGGGGGGGGACAUCAAGCUAAGUUUGGCUGCAGGGGGUGUCAGGGAGACGUCCCUGUACACUGCCCCGCCACCAGGAGAUGUUCUGGGUAAGGGGCGAAACAUCCGUGAACGGUGGUCCCCAGCUGAAGACCCUGCAGCGAAACCUAGCUCCCUUUCUUUGGUACGCGGUCAGGUUUAGACCUGGCUCAGGGAAGAGGACGCCCCUGCCACGCACAGUCCACCAUCGGCACCGUUGGAGGUGCGACAGCCCUAAGGGUUAG
Molecule: messenger RNA, 1837 nt
Organism: Xyrichtys novacula (pearly razorfish)
Lineage: Eukaryota; Metazoa; Chordata; Actinopteri; Labriformes; Labridae
Source: the annotation of a GenBank genome assembly